AUGUUUAGUCAAUUUAUGAAUUCAUUUUCUUAUACAAAGUUGGGUAAUACCAAAUCUCCAAUAAGAAAGAACAAGCUCGUGUUGUUUUUGUUGGUUGUUUUAGCAAUAGUGACUCUUUCAACCACAUUCGCUUAUACCAAAUUUGAUUUUGAAACAACAAACUCAUACCAAAAUGAAGAAGAACAUUCAAAGGUAAUAGAUAAUCAGCAAACUAAUCAUCGUGAUAAAAGAACUAUUAUCUUCCCAAAUGAUUUUCCAAAAUCGGAUGCUAAACUUGCUGAGUAUUAUGUUGAAGAAUUGGAAGAAGCUUUAGAUCCAGAAGACUUAAUAUUUAGAAAUAGGUUCACCUACAAAUUACCAAACGAUUUGUCUUUUAGUCAACAAGAAUUUGAAUUAUUUAGUGCUAAUUCCGAUUCUGCUUCUGAAGAUAAAUGUGAUGAAUUCCAAACAAAAAUGCCUGUUGAAGCUAGUCCCGCUUAUAACAAGAAUGCAGAUAUGAGAAAAGUUUUAACCAGAUUCAUGAUGGAAAAUAGUCCGUAUUACAACGAACUCAAACCAUACUUUCCAAAUUUGAAGAAAGAAUUAGACGAAGAUACAAUUGAUAAACAUUGGUAUCAAUUAAUUGGAAGUACCGUGUGGUUAAAACAAUAUGGUGUCCAUAUGAUGGUUUCAAGAAUUGUUUACACAGUCAAAGAUCAAGGUACUGUUCAAUUUUCUUUAACAUAUUUACAAGUGUUUGAUAGAAACUGGAAAGAAUUGGAUAAUGUUGAAUUGAUUGUUCCUCAAGAAGACGGUAGUUAUAAACCAAUUUUGUAUCCACAAUUUGCCCAAGUUCCAGUUUAUCAUAAUCCAAACCAAAUCUCCCGUAGAUAUUAUGGAGUUGAAGAUCCUAGAAUUCAAGUUAUUACCAGUCCAAGUGGUUAUGAAGAGCCAAUCAUCCUUUACAAUUCCCAUCAUAGAAAGAUUGCAUCUACUGACUUUGAAAACGAUGGUGAAGGUACAGUCAAAUUUAACAGCUACAGAUCAAUUUUUAUGGGUUGGUUAUGGAAAACACAAAAGGGUAAAUCUAAUUUAGAAGAAAUGCCCAUCAAUGAUGAUCAAGUUAAUAAUAUGGAAUAUAUUAAAGUUAAAGAAAUUUUAAGACCAAACAGAAAAAGAAAAGGAACUGAAAAAAAUUGGGCAAUGUUCUUCAACUAUAAAGAUAAAUUAGAAUAUGGUUACGAUCACUUUAUUUAUUUUGUUUAUCAAUUCAAGAACUUGAAAGUAUUAAAAUGUAAAAUUUAUGAAGAUGAACCAUGUUCAUGGGAAUUUCAACAAGAUGACUACAUGGGUGCUGGAUCAAUGCAUGGUGGUAGUGAAUUAAUCAACAUUAAUCAAAUUAUCCUGGAAAGUAAUUCUCCAAAGCUUGAAGCUUUACUCGAUAGAUUCCCUGAAGGACGUGAAAUUUGGAUUGGAUUUGCUAGAGCUAUGAUGAAAGGUUGUGGUUGUGGUCCAAAAAUGUAUAGACCAAACUUGGUUGUGUUGAUGAAAGAUCAAGAGAAUUAUAAAUUUGCUUAUAUUUCAUCAUUUGCUGGAUUGGGAAUUGAAAUCUUACCAUGGCAUGAAGGUAAAGGUUUGUGUAGUGGUACAAAUUUGAUUAUUCCUAAUGGUAUAUCAGCAUGGAGUAUUGAAAAGGAUGAAGAAGAUGACAGCUUAACUGAUUACUUAGCUUUCACCAUUUCAAGAAGAGAUGCAACUGUUGAUGUCGUUUAUGUGAAAGGCAUAUUGAACGGUUUAUUAUUUGACGAUCCACAUCCAAAAUUGUUGAAUACUAACCAGGAGGGUUUCCAUACUAAUACUCCAGUCACUUGUGCUUUGAAUGGUUCUGACAAAUUCUGUAAAAUAUAUGGGGCAAAUGUUAAAGCAUUUGAAGAAGCCAAUAAACCAAAAGAAGAAGAGAAAAAGGAUUAG
Candida tropicalis MYA-3404 is the source of this 1950-nucleotide messenger RNA. Its product is annotated as beta-mannosyltransferase. Bases 1 to 1950 code for a protein of 649 amino acids. The record is from RefSeq and is a predicted model, not a curated record. NCBI's taxonomy places the organism in Eukaryota, Fungi, Ascomycota, Pichiomycetes, Serinales, Debaryomycetaceae. Gene Ontology annotation, molecular function: mannosyltransferase activity. The transcript has a single exon.